This is a messenger RNA of Prorocentrum cordatum, 609 nucleotides long. The record is from the annotation of a GenBank genome assembly. NCBI's taxonomy places the organism in Eukaryota, Dinophyceae, Prorocentrales, Prorocentraceae.
GCACUCGGCGGGUCCGCAAACGCGGACAUGACCGCGCACGACGCACGCUGGGCCGCCGUGUUCGACGGCGUGGGCGGCGUGCCGCCGCCCCUGCGCCCCGAGGCGCUGUCGCAGGACCUGCGGGACUGCGUCCGCCACAACUUGCGCCAGCGCUUCAAGGUCGCUGCGGCUGUCGGGUACGGCGCAGAAACGGUCGACACUUCCUCCAAGGGUGCGCGGCUGCGCCGCCUCGUCCAGAUGUCGAUAGGCCAAACCACCGCGUUGGGGUCCGCGUGCGCCGCGGUCGCCACGGUGAUCGGGCGCCCGCUAACCUACUUCAACGUCGGGGACUGCGCGGUGCAGGUGUUCCGCCCCAACUCGGUCUUAGGGACGUACACAAAGAUAUUCAACACGGACAAGCAGCACCAGCCGAUGACCGAUUCCAGUGGCAACAACGUCAUGGGGCCGAAACAGAUCUGCAUCAUGCGCGAACAGGGCCGCGACCCGGCCAUCGUCUCCCACCUCGUCUCCCAGGGGGCGGCCGGCAAGGUGCACGUCAUGCUUGACGACUAUGUCAUCGUAUCAUCCGAUGGCAUCGGUGACAACCUCAAUGACAACCAGAUCAUCGAG